Molecule: messenger RNA, 2721 nt
Organism: Toxotes jaculatrix (banded archerfish)
Lineage: Eukaryota; Metazoa; Chordata; Actinopteri; Toxotidae
Gene: irf6
Product: interferon regulatory factor 6
Exons: 8
Coding region: 276-1754 (492 amino acids)
Biological process (GO): regulation of transcription by RNA polymerase II; immune system process
Cellular component (GO): nucleus
Molecular function (GO): protein binding; RNA polymerase II cis-regulatory region sequence-specific DNA binding; DNA-binding transcription factor activity, RNA polymerase II-specific
Source: RefSeq, a predicted model, not a curated record
CCUGAGUUUCGGUGAGGAAAGGGGAAGGGCCGAGCCGUGUGGAAAACGUCAGCUCCCCACGGCUGCCCGAGAUAAACUUUUCACUCGUUGUUGUUGUUGUUGUCGAGCGGCUUCGUCGAAGUGAUUGUCGGUGACCUUAGUUCAGAGGGAAUCUGUGGGAGUUUUUGGAUUUGCAGAGGAACCGGACCCGUUUUUUUCAUAUUCCCAGCUGCUUUUUUUUUUUAGCAGGCCGAGUGGGGAAGACCUCUCCAACUUCCUGGUUCGCCACAGUCAGGAUGUCAGUCACCCCUCGACGUGUCCGCCUGAAGCCCUGGCUGGUGGCUCAGGUGGACAGCGGGCGAUACCCGGGUCUGGUGUGGAUUGACCGUGAGGCCAUGCGCUUCAAGAUUCCAUGGAAACACGCUACACGACACACACCUCAGCACGAGGAUGAAGACACCAUAUUUAAGGCGUGGGCUGUGGAGACCGGGAAGUUCCAGGAGGGAGUUGAUGAACCUGAUCCCGCAAAGUGGAAAGCUCAGCUACGAUGUGCGCUGAACAAAAGCCGGGAAUUCAACCUCAUCUACGACGGCACCAAAGAAGUCCCCAUGAAUCCUUUGAAGAUAUAUGACGUCUGCGACAUCCCGCAGCCCCCCAGUAACCAAGGCUCUUCAGAUGCAGGUUCUUGGACUCCACAUGAGGAAGAUGGUGGUGAAGAAGAUAUUCCAGAUACACCAGAGUCUCUCCCUCCAUACCCAUCCAAUGGCACCAGUCCCUCUCCUCUCAUUAUGUGGUCUCCUAUGGGCUCUGACUCAUCCAUUCAGCCUCCAAGUUGUCCCCCUUCAAAUGAGGCCUGGCCCAAAGAGGAACCUGUCAAAAUCUGGCCUAAAGAGGAGCCUGUGGAUGUGGAGAUGCACACCACACCCCCGGCUGACAUGCCGCCUGCAACUUUGCCUGAUCCCAUCAUGCAGCCCCCUUCUCUACCUGACGCCUUGUUUGCCUCUCCAGAAAUGUGGAUUAGUUCCCUCCCGAUGACAGACCUGGAGGUUCAGUUUCUGUACCGGGGGAAGGAAAUGUGUCCCACAGUGACCGUCAGUAACCCGCAGGGCUGCAGGCUGUUCUACGGAGACCUCGGCCCCAUGGUCAACCAGGAAGAGCUGUUUGGGCCUGUGAACCUGGAACAGUUGCGCUUUCCGACCACAGAGCACAUUACCAAUGACAAGCAGAGGGUCUUCACUAACCGCCUGCUGGAUGUGAUGGACAGGGGUCUAAUCCUGGAAGUCAGCGGCCACGAUAUCUAUGCAGUUCGUCUCUGCCAGUGUAAGGUAUACUGGUCUGGUCCCUGUGCUCCAAAUGCAACUGCACCAAAUCUUAUAGAGCGACAGAAGAGGGUCAAACUCUUCUGCCUGGAGUCUUUUCUCAGUGGUGUGAUAGCUCACCAGCGUGGCCUGACACAAACCCCCCCCCACUUUGAAAUCAGCCUGUGUUUUGGAGAGGAGUGGCCUGAUGGAAGGCCUAGGGAGAGGAAACUUAUUAUGGUUCAGGUCAUUCCAGUGGUGGCCCGUAUGAUAAGCGAGAUGUUUUCUGGAGACAACACACGAUCUUUUGACAGUGGCAGCGUUCGCCUGCAGAUUUCAAUCCCAGAUAUCAAAGACAACAUAGUGACCCACCUUAAGCAGUUGUACUGCCUGCUACACACCCACCAGGGCCAGGAUGGCUGGGCGUUACCCCCGGGGUCAGGCUUGAACAUCGCCCAAGCUCUGCAGACACAGUGAAGCAGUCCACAUUGACAACAUAUAUCUCUGUUUGUUUCACAGUGCUACUGAGACUUACCUUACUGGUAGCAUAGAAGUACUUAAGUGUAAUCUUAUUUAGAUGUGUGCACCAUAUAGUGUGGGAUUCAUUUGCUUCUCAGCUUUGCUCUGGUAUGACAGCGCUGUGAUAGUGCUUUUCUGUAUAUAGAUGCCAACUUUACCUGUGCAUGAACCGUAGACAGAUGUGGUGACUGCAUGGGCCAAAGUCCUGCUCGCUGCAAGGGAACAUUUAACAUAGUUAAUGAGUUACAGAAAUUGCCCUGUGCCUUAUUUAUUCAAAACUGGUCAGUGAUUACCAAACUUUCUUGGGUCUGUCGUUCAUGGAACAGCCUUUAUCUUUUGACCUUUAUAUAUUUUGAAGCAACACAUCUGUCAAGGGAUUUUGUAUAUUUUAGAAAAAAGGUAUCUGCAAAUGUGAAUUAAACAGUACAGUGGUUCCCAGCUGUUUGAGAUCCCAUUAUCCUGCAUGCACAUGGAAUCAGGUCUCAUUUUUAACAAAUGGCUUACAGAAAGUCUUCCCUGCAGCUUUGUCUUCAGCCAUUUUUAUUUUUCGAUUUACACUGUAGCACAUUUUUGUAUUCACAGCUUUGAUUUUUAGCCAUUCACUGCAUCCAGGCAGCCAUUUAUAUAAACAAUGUUCAGCUACAUGGAUCUGUUUUAAUAUGGAUGCCACUGCACUUUGAGGUGCUGAAUUAUGUUUUAUGGCCAGUUGGAUGUAAGUGCAUUUAUCCUGUGAUUGUAUGUUUAUUUUAUCAAUAAAAACACUAAAAAUAACCUUUGAGUUAAUGAAUCAAUUACAAGCAUUGUGAGCUGUUGCUUUGAGCGGUGCAGCAUUAUUUUCAAGUUAACCUUUGUUUGGUGAGAGCUGUUGGGUGUUGACAGUAGCGACAUUUUAUAGCCUUAUUUGUUUACAUUUGUGCUCCUACUG